AUGGCUACUAUGAAACGAAGUUUAACUUUUAAAAAACUGUCUGAAGAAAAUCCAAAGAAAUUACGAAAAGGUGAAUUAAAUUCUAUUGAAAAUUUCUCGAAUGAAAUCUUCUAUGAAAUAUUUGAUUAUCUUGAUGGUUUGGACAUUUGUAUAGCAUUUUCAAAUCUUAAUUAUCGUUUUCAACAAUUACUUAUAUGUUCAUCUUUUCGAUAUAAAAUAAAUUUUGAUUUUUCCACAAAGAGAGAAAAAUUUUUGAAUAAUUAUAAACAAAUCCAACAUCAAACCCAUUCAAUUUCUUUUAUAAUAUCAAAAAAAUCUAUGAAUAAAUUAUUAAUAUCAUUUCAAAUUGAUCGUUCAUUUAAUAAUCUACAAUCAAUUCGUAUUGAUAAUAUUCCCAAAGAUAAACUUAUUUUAUUACUUGUUCAUUUAUCUGAAUUACCUUGUCUUCAUUCAUUAAAUAUCCAAACAACAGAUUCAAUUGAAGAUUUAAGUCAUAUUUAUCAAUUAAUAUUUUCAUUGCCAAAAUUAAAAUCAAAUGAAUUUUAUUUAUGUGGUUGUGAAUGUUCAAUAUCAAUUCCAGUAUCAAAUAAUACCAAAAUAAGUCCAAUUGAAUAUCUAAAAAUAGCUCAUUCGUAUACAUUUGAUGAACUUAAUGCAUUAAUAUCUUAUACACCAAAUCUUCGUCAUCUUAAGCUUUCACAUAUAAGUAAAGAUGAGUCAGAUAUAGAAGAUAUGCUACCAGUGAAUUUCAAUAAUCUCAUUCAUUUAUCGAUAUUUACAGUUUAUUUGAACUUUAAUAAAGUUGAACUUUUUAUUGAAAAAAUGAACUCCAAAUUAAAAAGUUUACGUGUUACUGCGUAUUCAAAUCGAGAUAUAACUUAUCUUUAUGCUUAUCGUUGGGAAAAAUUAAUCUCACAAAAUUUUCCUCAAUUAAAAAAAUUUUCUUUAUGUUUUCGUGAAUCAGGAUAUGGUCGUAAUUGUCCGAUUUAUGAUGGAGAAAUAAAUCAAUUCAAUUCACCAUUUUGGAUUCAACGAAAUUUGAUUUUCGAUAUAGAGAUUUAUGAAUAUAAUAUUCAUUAUUAUGUCCGUCCAUACAAGUACAGAUGGUAUAAUGAUAUAAAUUCUUCUCAUGAACAUCCGACUAAAUCAACUCAAUUGACAAUCAAAUAUGUUUAUUCUCGUGAGUCUCCUUUUAUUCUAUUUAAUCAAAUUAAACGUAUUUUAAAUGUUACACAAAUUUAUCAUUUAAAUAUUGAACAACAAAUUUCUAAUGAAAGAUUAAUGCAAAUAAUACAUUUAUUACCUAAUCUUAUCUCAAUAAAUAUAUAUUCUUUAGAAUUUUAUCGUGAAAUUUCAUUUCUAAAUCAAGGAUAUCCUACAACAUCUGCAUUAGAACAUGCAAAACAAAUAAAAUAUGUUUACUUAGGCACAGCAUCUACUAUUAAAGAUAUUUAUUUUCUUAUGUCAUUUUGUCCUCAAAUGGAAUAUCUUAGUGUUGAAUGUAUAGAAAAUAUGAAUAUUCAACUAUUUUUAAAAGAUAUUGUAAAAGAAAUUAAUCAAAAACAUUAUGAUUAUUUACAUUCAUUAUGUAUUUUUAUAAGAACAGCAGAUGAUCAAAUGAUAAAACAAUUAAAUGAAAUGAUUUAUGAUGAAAAACUUUUAUUAGAUUAUACAAUUCAUCGACAAAGUUAUAAUAUUUACUUGAAAUGGAAAUAA
Molecule: messenger RNA, 1716 nt
Organism: Adineta steineri
Lineage: Eukaryota; Metazoa; Rotifera; Eurotatoria; Adinetida; Adinetidae
Source: the annotation of a GenBank genome assembly